Molecule: messenger RNA, 2109 nt
Organism: Ambispora leptoticha
Lineage: Eukaryota; Fungi; Glomeromycota; Glomeromycetes; Archaeosporales; Ambisporaceae
Source: the annotation of a GenBank genome assembly
GUUACCACCGAUUUGCGCCUAUCUCUUUGGGAUGAAGGUCUUUCAUCACCUCCUCCAAAAACUAUUACAAAUUCCAUCGCUGCUUUCGAAAACUUGAACCAUUCAAGAACCACUUCUACCACUUCUAUAGUUAAAGUGCCGGCAAAUAUGGCUGCUGCUGCUGCUAAUAUUCCAGAUUUUGUGAAAAAAUUAUACAGAAUGCUCGAAGACAAAUCUUACUCAAAUAUCGUCUCUUGGGGGAUAUCCGGGGACACAUUUGUGGUUCACGAUACGACAGAAUUUGCAAAAUCAAUUCUUCCGAGACAUUUUAAACACAACAAUUUCGCAAGUUUUGUAAGACAACUCAACAAAUAUGAUUUUCAUAAAAUAAAAACGAACGAUGAUGGCUCGAGACGUGAGCAGGCGUGGGAAUUUCAACAUCCAAAAUUUCAAUGCAAUCGACGUGAUCUGCUUGAAGAAAUCAAGAGAAAAACGCCUCAAAAACCGAUCAAGCCGGUCUCUAAUGCUGAUGGUUCAACCGCCCAAAUACAUGUUGGAAAACGGCAAGAUAUAUAUUCAGAAGUCGACUCACUUGUAGAGCUUCAAACCGAGAUGUCAAAUUGUUUGGAAUCUUUAAAUAAAAACUAUCAUACAGUCAUGGACGAGAUUCUCGUUUUUCGAAGAACUCUUGCUGCGCAAGAUGAUUUAAUGCAGAAUUUAGUUCAAUUUUUAACACAGCACAAAAAUUCUGAAAAUUUCUCGCGCAUCUCAUCUUUUUAUCCACCAAGACCCACACUUACAUCUUCAAAUAGUCCAUCCAUAUCUGCUUCAUCUGUUCCUGAAACUGUCCUUCUAACAGACAAUAAUGAAUCGCAACCGAUUAUGUCUUCGUCUACUUCAGAAGUUAAUCGAUCAAAUUUUACCAAUGUUCCGGGGAAUUUUCUUUCACAAUCUCUAGUCAAUGAUCAAAAUUCUUCUUCAACAGUUGUCUCCCCUCCUCUACAUCAUCAGUACUCAUCCACAUCAUCAUUAGGCUUUAAUCCUUCUUCCGUGAGCGCUUCAGAUAACAAUCUAACAUUAUUCACAUUAAAUCAACUUUCCUUAUCCCCGUCAACUUCAGCUCGCCAAUUCUCUUCCGCUACAUCUAACCCUGAAAAUACAAAUUCUACAUCUAUUUCAUAUGGAAGAAAAACCACAAUAACGUCCUCAUCUUCUCAACUACAAUCCGACAACAAUACUAACAAUCAUCAAAUCUAUAUGAAUCAAGGAUCGUCAUCAGUAAACUUUGAUCGAGAUCACUCUUGGUUAAUACCACCGAGAAUUUUGGUGGUUGAAGACGAAAGUUCAAAUAGAAAUUUUAUGACGAAUUUAUUACAUCUCAUUGGAUGUCACUAUGAUAUUGCUAUAGAUGGCGUCACAGCUAUAAACAAAAUAAAUGAAACAAAAUACGAUCUAAUUUUCAUGGAUUUGAUGAUGCCGAAUUUAGACGUAUUAAAUGCAUUACAGCAAAUUCGAAGCAUUGAUAAUAAAACUCCCAUUGUAAGCGUGACUGAAAAUCCAUCCGAAAAUGCUUUUUUAGAAAAUGAUCUACCAUAUGGAAUAAAUGGAAGCCUUGAAAAGCCUUAUUCCAGAGAAGGGAUAUAUGCUAUUAUAGAUAAAUUUUGUAUUCAUCUAAAAGGGCCUUCCCUUGAAAGAAAUCAAAGUAUGAAUGCCCGCAUUGAUGGUCAGAUGAUUGUGCAUCCGCAUCUCAACGUAAGCAAUGAUCCUAGUAACACGGGAACAUUUAGCGAGAACAUUUCCGGGAAAAUCGAGGAUAACAAUAUUGGAAAUUAUGCUGUCGAUAAUUUACAUAUUGGGCGAAAUGACGAGGAUGAUAAUGACGACGACAAUAAUCCAACGGAAUCUAUGGAUGAUGAUUUUUCAUCUUCGUCUUCACCAAGAAACUUUUUGCUGAGAAUGACUAGCGGUACCUCAGCAUCUUCUUCAUUGAUGUCCCCUAAUAAUAAUACAUUAUAUUCGAAUUUUGGCCCAGUUAAUCAUCAAGAUCAUGAUUCGCUCGCCAUCGAUAGGAUACACGCGUUACAAGAUGAAGCAGAAAGAAGAAAUCUAAAGAAAGCUCGGAUAAUAUAA